AUGUCUUACUCAGCUCCCUUCAAGCCAAACCCCAACUACGACGUCGAUGCUACCCUCCUAGACAUCCUCGUCCAGUCCCACCACCCCGUCCUCGGGUCCGGCCCUGCCGCCGAGAAGCUCGCGCACAUCGAGAAGCAGUACAAGGGCUGCAUCAAAGUCCUGGAGGACCGCAAUGCUGCCCUGGUGAAGGAGGUAGAGGCUGCGGCCACGAAGGUCGAGCGCCUCGAGACGGAGGUCUGCGCGUUGGAGGGAGAUGUGGAGACGCAGCUGGCGGUCCUUCAGUGCAUGAAGAGGACGGAGUGCGUCUUCGUCCAAACGCACAUUGUGCCAGAGAAGAAGGUUGUUCUUCGUAUUGGGGAGGAGAUGUGGAGCGGAAUCUUCAAAGAGGCUUAA
Molecule: messenger RNA, 393 nt
Organism: Alternaria atra
Lineage: Eukaryota; Fungi; Ascomycota; Dothideomycetes; Pleosporales; Pleosporaceae
Exons: 2
Coding region: 1-393 (130 amino acids)
Source: RefSeq, a predicted model, not a curated record